AUGUUUGCAUGGAACGCCAUCAUUUGCGGAUUACUUUCUCUACUCGUACGAGCUGUAUGGAACUUUCCCACAACAGCCGGGACAGAUCUGACUCAGCCGGCAUCCUCUUCACUUCCGCCGGUUGCGCUCUUCUUUUCACGUCUGGAUACGUAUGUGAUCUACCAUGACUACGGUCCUACCGGCGUUUUCCCAUUGCAAAUCAAUAUCGCACAGUUCAAGGCUGCGUAGGUUGCAUUCCUGCAUUUCAGUUACCCGGGCGACGAAGUCGUGAUGAUCAAAAUUAAUACGCUAUUACCGUAAUAAUAAGCAUUGGAAUCUGUUUUAGAGUAAUUAUGAUUAUGACGGAAAUGUUGGAGAUCUUACGACAUAUUCCGAAGGUGGAACUCCACUGCCAUCUAGAAUGCGCGGUACAAUUUACGACCCUUUUGGAUGAGCACCGCCGGCAAGGAAUACCCCUUCCGUUUACGGCAGAAGCCGAUCUACGAGAAUAUUUCCUCAUCGAGGAACCUGUCGACGAUUUUCAGCGAUACCUGCUUGCCAUAGAAAGACAUCAGGUGAUAUUUGGCGAUGUCAGUGCUAUUUCCCGAGUGGCAGAAGAAACGGUGAUUAGUAAGGCUGCCGAUAAUGUCAAAUUAUUUGAGCUGCGCUAUUCUCCGACAUACAUGUCCAGGCAGACCAAGGGCCGACUUUCACAGAGUACCAUUCACGAAGCGGUCAAAGCGGGCGUGACGAGAGGUGUUGCAGCCGCCUUAAAUAAUAACCAGGACAUCCAUGUUUUUCUCAUCUGCUGCGAUCACGUAAUUUUUAAACACUCGCCCUGGGAUGCGGAUGGAUUUAAAGACAGCGUUAACUUUGCGCUUCACCACAGAGCUGACUUUGUUGGGUUCGAUGUGGCCUGCACCGAAGCCGAUAUGAACCCGUGUUCACCGUUUCUCGAUCGCCUUAAGGAUGCCGGCCUAGGCAUUACCGUACAUGCCGAGAGCGACAUGGAACCGGAAAAGAUCCGCUUCUUGGUGGAUAGGUUGCAUGCAACGCGGGUUGGACACGGACUGCAUGUGCCUGAGGAUUCUGCCAUCUUCGCCUAUCUGAAAGACAAACGUAUCCAUAUGGAAGAAGCCCCAACGGCCAAUGUGCGGAGUGGAGAAGUGGAGAAUCUACAAAAUCAUCCCAUCCAGCGGUAUAUCCAAGGAGGAUUUAGUGUCUCGAUCAACUCGGACGACCCCGGGAUUCUGGAUCACACGUUAACGGAUGAAUAUCAUGUCCUGCACCACACAUUCGGCUAUGACAUGGCUACAUUUUUAAAAAUAAAUCUUCUGGCACUGCACAGUUCCUUUGCAGCAGAAGAUGUCAAACAAAAACUGUUGGAUUUAUAUUUUGUGCGGAAUCUAAAAACAAGCGUCAGCUGAAGUGCUGGAGAUUUAGCUUUGUAUUAUGCUAUGCAGCAGUGCAUAUUCAUCGACGGUGUAAAGACGCUGCAAGCGAUUCGUUAAAACAGCAUCGCUUUAUUAUUUGUUUGAUAUGCUCCAUUUUAUAAACUGUGCUCGAUGGAAUUAAAA
This is a messenger RNA of Paramacrobiotus metropolitanus, 1556 nucleotides long. RefSeq names its product adenosine deaminase-like. The record is from RefSeq and is a predicted model, not a curated record. Gene Ontology annotation, cellular component: cytosol; external side of plasma membrane. The coding region runs from base 333 to 1406 and encodes 357 amino acids. Gene Ontology annotation, molecular function: adenosine deaminase activity. NCBI's taxonomy places the organism in Eukaryota, Metazoa, Tardigrada, Eutardigrada, Parachela, Macrobiotidae. The transcript is spliced from 8 exons. Gene Ontology annotation, biological process: adenosine catabolic process; purine ribonucleoside monophosphate biosynthetic process; hypoxanthine salvage.